CGUAGGAAGCGGAUCCGGGGGCCAGCUCCCCAUUGGAGGUAGCGGCAGCGGCUGCGACUCGCGGAUGGGAAGCCCGGUAGCCCCAGUGUCUGACGUUCGAGGCCUUCCCCGUGUGGCGCCAUGCGUCCUGACCAGGCUACGAUUUGGUACCGGCGAAUGUCCGCGGUCUACGCAUUGGGCACCUGGACCCUUUUGGGCUCUUUGGUUUUCUUCGGCCGGAAACAGAGCAAGCCAGCAGGUGGUGAAUUAGAGGAAAAGGAUGCCUCAAUAAGUGAAAUAAUUGAGCCUCCAAAAGGGUUUUAUGUGGAAACGAUUGUCACGUAUAAAGAAGAUUUUGUUCCAAUUACUGACAAGAUCAUCAACUAUUUAAAAUCAUGGACUGGUGGUCCUGGACCAGAAUCAUGAUUGACUGCUAAAUUCUGAAAACCAGGACUUUGGUUCAACAUAUAAAUUGAUGGAUGCCUUGAUUUCCAUUUUCUGUUUGUGAAAAGUGUAUACAUUUAAUUUAAUUUUGCUGUAAAAUAUAAUCACUAAUAAUAGGCAAUAAAUAAUUCUUUGAGGAAAAGUAAACUUGCAUAUUCAAGAGGUGUCCCUCUGUACUUACAUGAGUGAAAGGUUGAAGUGAAAUUGAACUUCCAUAAGCUUGCUUUUCUGAAACUAGUUCAUGAACUUUGCAUUUCUUUCAUGUGGCUGUCAGACAUGGCUUUAGUGGUGCGUUUAAGGUUAGAUUCAGCAAAUCUGGAUGUUCAGUUUGGGAUUUAUAGCAGUCCUUUGGGUACUGUUGGAUACUUGGUAAGUAUAUUAUGAAUUAGAUUAUAACUUCCGAAUUAAAUGGACUCAACCUGUUCUUUAGGACCAGAACAAAUACCUCUCAUUUUCAGUAGACAUGACUUAAACCCCAACUGUGGCUACCAAUAUUAUACACAUGGGAUACAAAGUUGAGACAACAUGAUUCCUGCCUUAGAGUGCUGCGCUAGUUUCUUCACUGGUCUCUUGGUUGCAAGUAACAAACCCACAUAAGUGAGCUUAUAUCGGGGGAUUGUUUAUCAAAAAUGUGUAUGGACAGCUCAGAAUUAAAGCAGAGUAUGUUGUGAUCUUACGAGGGCCUGUCAGUCACUCACUGAGCCUACCUGCCUCUGUUUGGCUCAAAUAAACUCCUAUAAGACUUUUUUACAAGUUUGGACAUUCAUAUGUUGACAUAUGUGUACCAUAAAUGGUUUCCUAAAUCGCUUUGGUAACUUGAAACUUUAAAAUUUUCCUAGCUAAAUUAAAUGAUGAAUAUUCAUUGAAUGUCUGGACCAUUUCCAAAUAAGAUAAAACACUGAAACAUUAAUUAUUCA
Molecule: messenger RNA, 1340 nt
Organism: Rhinolophus ferrumequinum (greater horseshoe bat)
Lineage: Eukaryota; Metazoa; Chordata; Mammalia; Chiroptera; Rhinolophidae
Gene: SMIM26
Product: small integral membrane protein 26
Exons: 2
Coding region: 121-405 (94 amino acids)
Cellular component (GO): mitochondrion
Source: RefSeq, a predicted model, not a curated record